UUCACUUCUCCAUAACCUCAAAGUGUCUCAAGGGAAUUUUCCUCCGUUCACAGAGAUUGUGAAAAUUGAUAAAUAUCAGUGAAUUUUGUAGCAGGAAGUGCGUUCCCGGAUUUUACUCCCUGGGGGCUUAUGGAUUUCCGGGGAAAGAAAACGUGUGCACGUGUGAUCCAAAGCAUUUAGAUAAACUAAACUAUAUAUUUUAGUGUGAACAAAGUGAGAAGAAAUGUAUUGUGUGGGGAAUAUUGCAAAGUUUUCCGGGAGAUCCGGAAGGCAUUUAGUUCCUUUGCUGAAUAACUUCCAGCUGGACAGGAAGUAUGGGGCACCCGUUCAAAUUCAAGCCAGGCAUUUGUCAUACACAGAGUCAAUCUCAAAUUUGUGGAUGUCUCUGUCAAAGAGCGUGCCAGUGGGUUACUUUCAAGAGGCUCUCAUUAAGAUUCACGACACAACGGGGCUACCCUGGUGGGGCACCAUAAUCCUGUCGACUUGUCUCUUGAGAACCGUCGUGACGGUUCCAUUGACAAUCUAUCAGAACAAAAUUAUGGCCAGGAUCGAGUUGAUCUCCAUGGAGAUGCCAGAAAUUGCUAAAGAACUGAAGCGUGAGACUGCAAUUGCCAUGAAGCAGCUCAACUGGACGGAGAAGGAGGCAAAGAUCAUGUAUGCCCACUCGCUGAAGAAGCAAUGGACAAAGCUAAUUGUUAGAGAAAACUGCCAUCCGGCCAAGACAAUGAUCGUCCUCUGGGGUCAAAUUCCUCUCUGGAUCUUCCAGUCAAUGGCUAUUCGUAAUCUCGUCUACAUGCUCCCGAAUCCUUCUUCAAUUCAAGCCCAAAUUGUUUUUGCUCAACUGUCUCUUGGGGGAUUUCUGUGGAUCCCCAAUCUCACCAUCCCAGACGCCUCUUUGAUCCUUCCUGUUACUCUUGGGCUCCUUAACUUGGCCAUUGUGGAGGUGCAGUCGCUUUCACGCGUUAAGCAAGGAGGGCGUCUUCACAAUUUCGCCACGAAUUUCUUUCGCAUCUUCAGCAUCAUCAUGAUCCCAAUUGCCAGCGUUGUCCCAUCUUGCUUAAGCCUCUACUGGGUCUCAUCGAGCGCCUUUGGGCUCAUUCAAAAUCUCACGAUGAUGUCACCCAAAUUCAGACGCAUCGUGGGGAUUCCCAACACCCCAAGUCAACUGGAACAUCCGUACAAACAUCUAGCGGAUGGCGUUGCUCAGCGCUGCCAGAAAAUUUCCUCCUGGUUGCCGAAGAGAAGCUGAAUCUCUUCAUUACGCAUCGCAAUUUGUUUGUCUACAUUAGGAAAAAAAAAAGUAAUUUGUAAAAAGUUUGUAAAAGUUGAUCGAAAGGUUGGAAAGAAAUUCCAAGAAGAAUUAAAAACAAAUAGAAAAUUUAGGAUUUGUUUUUA
Messenger RNA from Lutzomyia longipalpis, 1395 nucleotides. RefSeq names its product cytochrome c oxidase assembly protein COX18, mitochondrial. Gene Ontology annotation, biological process: protein insertion into mitochondrial inner membrane from matrix; mitochondrial respiratory chain complex IV assembly. The record is from RefSeq and is a predicted model, not a curated record. Lineage: Eukaryota; Metazoa; Arthropoda; Insecta; Diptera; Psychodidae. The coding region runs from base 224 to 1249 and encodes 341 amino acids. Gene Ontology annotation, molecular function: membrane insertase activity. Gene Ontology annotation, cellular component: mitochondrial inner membrane. The transcript has 4 exons.